CUCAAACCUCCAUAACCAGCUUUCUUGCAGCCACUUUUGAAGCUCUUUCACCCGAUUUUUGGAGCUCCUUUAAUGGCUUCUAGGAGCUCAGCAGAAGAUGGAAGCAUCUGUAUACAAGUCAGUGACACUUGUGACUCAAGAAACACCAUUUUCGAACCGCGAAGAAGCCUUGGGAUGACAGACAGUAGCGGUGCAAAUUCUACUUCUCAGACAGCACCAGCACCAGAGAAGAAGCUGACAUUGUUUGCUCUCCGGCUUGCAAUUCUUGAAAAGGCAGCAACUGGGUUGGGAACUCUCGGAUUCAUCUGGGCAACAGUUGUUCUUCUUGGUGGAUUCGCCAUCACUUUGGACAAGACUGAUUUCUGGUUCAUCACCAUUAUUCUUCUGAUUGAAGGAACAAGAAUUUUCAGCAGGAGUCAUGAGCUUGAAUGGCAGCACCAAGCCACUUGGUCAAUAGCAGAUGCUGGCAUUAAUAGCUUCCGAGCUUUGAGAUCUGUCAAGGGUAUUUUCCAGUUGAUUUCUCCGGCUCAGAAACGAAGACAAAGCACCAGAGAAGUCAACGAAAUCAGUGAAGGCAUACCAGGAAGAUGGGAUCAAAGAAGAACACCAACCAGGACAUGGAUAACUUCUGAUGUUCCUCUUUUGCCAUAUGCUCCAUGGGUUUUUCUCUCCAGAAAUGUCAGCAAACUUCUCUACUGGCUCCAGCUUUCGUCUGCGAUAGCCUGCGUCGUUCUGUCAUCAAUGAAACUCAUAAAGCAUAACUAUGGUGACAUACAGAAGGGAGAUACUGAUAAGAGGAACCGGCAAUCUGCUCUCAACAUAUUUUACUCCCUGGCCUUGGCUGAAGCACUCUUGUUUUUAAUGGAGAAAACUUUUUGGGAAUGGAAGGUAAUUGUCUGUAAACUAUUGGAAGAAGUUAACAAAGAGUGUGAGUUGGGACCAUCUGGCAUGAUUUCCGUUAAAAGAUUCUUCUAUGACGCUUACUCAAGGUGUGUUAAUGGGAGCAUCUUUGAUGGAUUGAAAAUGGACAUGGUGAAUUUCUCCAUGGAACUUUUGGGUUCAAGUUCACCAGAUGAGCAGCUGAUUGGUGCCAGGAUUCUCUGUCAAUUUGCGAAAAGUGAGCAGUAUUCCGGAGACACAAUGAAGAAGAUUGGGAUCAAUUUGCCAGUCAUAGAAAGAUUAGUCGAAAUGUUGAACUGGAAAGACCCAGAAGAAGAAGAGAUCAGAAAAUCAGCAGCAGAAAUUUUAUCGAAACUCACUAGCAAGAAACAGAAUUCUCUUCGUGUAACGGGGAUAUCAGGCGCGCUGGAAUCUAUAUCAUCACUUUUAGAAGUCAGCAGAAGUGGCAACGGUGCAGCUGAUGAAAUCAGAGAGAAGAAAAUCAGCCAUGAUCAUCCAGAUUAUGGUUUCUGGACAUUUAACCAUUUAGGGCUCCUGAUACUGAAACUUGCCAGAGAUCAUGACAACUGUGGAAAAAUUGGGAACACAAGAGGCCUGAUGCCAAAAAUCAUAGAUCCUGUCACACACAAAUUAUGUCAGCAGAAGAGAACAAACUGCAAGAAGUCAUGGGUUGGAGUAGCAGCGCAUGUUUUCAAAUUCAUGACAUCAGAAGAAUCAAUCAGCAUGUAUGAGAAAGCAGGGAUUAAACAGGAUGAAUUAGCCAAAACACUAAUUAAUAUUUUGAAAAAGUAUGAAAAGCCAUCAAUUCGGGUUCCAAGAAUCCGGAGAUUUGCCAUAGAGUUGGCAAUAUGGAUGAUGCAAGACAAUGCUGGAAAUGAAGCGAUUUUCAAGGAGAUGGGAAUGGAGAAAGAGUUGGAGAAUGUUUUGGAGACAACGGCUGAGCUCGAGAACUUCAAUAUAUUCUCUGGUACUGUUGGAUUGAGCCGCCAUAGCACCACAAUUCAUUCACUGGUGGAGGCAGCGUUGAAGUUGCUGGAAGCAUGUUAAAAUCAUAUUGUCAGUAACACGGCGAAUGAAUAUAA
This is a messenger RNA of Carica papaya (papaya), 1982 nucleotides long. The record is from RefSeq and is a predicted model, not a curated record. Lineage: Eukaryota; Viridiplantae; Streptophyta; Magnoliopsida; Brassicales; Caricaceae.